Molecule: messenger RNA, 4119 nt
Organism: Myxocyprinus asiaticus (Chinese sucker)
Lineage: Eukaryota; Metazoa; Chordata; Actinopteri; Cypriniformes; Catostomidae
Gene: cdhr5a
Product: cadherin-related family member 5a
Exons: 14
Coding region: 106-2235 (709 amino acids)
Biological process (GO): calcium-dependent cell-cell adhesion; homophilic cell-cell adhesion; cell morphogenesis
Cellular component (GO): membrane; adherens junction; catenin complex
Molecular function (GO): calcium ion binding; cadherin binding
Source: RefSeq, a predicted model, not a curated record
CUCAUCAGGCAACACAGUCAGUGCUUUAUGUGAAGAAGUACCAGCUGGUGCCACGGUCUCACAGUCAUCCAUACUUACGUAUUUGUUUGUAUCAGAAAUUAGGAAAUGGGCAGGAUAUUUAGGCAUAAAUCCAUAACUACUAUCCUUGGCUGCUUGCUCGCAUUAUUUCUUCACAAAAUCUGCUUUGCUGAGAAAAUUUGUACAGUCCCCUCUGAACCUGUGACAAUAAAAGAGAACAACACAGCUGACACAGUUGUUGUCCGUAUUAACACAACAACAAAAGAUGUAACGCUGAAUCUCACAGAGAAUCCUGGGAAUGCCUUCGAUCUGAGAGGUUCAGACCUGCUAGCAAAGAAAGGACUGGACUUUGAAACUCUUUCAGGCCCUGAAGAACUAACAGUCCAGGUCCGAUGUAAUAAAACUGGCUUCAGAAGUAUCAUUCUGACCAUGCUUGUUCGUGUGGAGAAUAUCAAUGACAACCCUCCAUCAUUUGCUCAGAGCGAGUAUACCUUUGACAUAAAUGAGCUCACACCAGUUAAUACCAGCAUUGCCCUGAUUGAAGCAACAGAUGAUGAUUCAGAAGUUCUGUAUUACUCCAUGGAACCAACUGUGUACUUCAGACUUGAGACCAUGUAUACGCCAAGCAUCCUCGUGAACAAGGUUUUGGAUUAUGAUGUCAUCCAACAGGUGAAAUUGACCUUGAAUGUGCAGGACACUCAACCUCCAUCACAACCAGGGGAACUGUCCUUCACAGCUUCAACAACCAUCACAGUCAAUAUAAAAGACAUUGAUAAUCGUCCUCCUUGGUUCCAACCAUGUACAAGAGUAACCAUUGGUAAUGCCAAAAUCUGCCUGAGCUUGGGCUAUAGAGGCAGGGUCAAUUUAACGGAGAAACAGGAUGGAACAUUGCAAUUGCAGCCAGGUCCAGUGUAUGCCAAAGAUGGGGAUAAAAGCAGAAAUGAAGAGAUAAGCUAUAAAAUUGUUCGAGGAAAUGAAGACAGUAUAUUUCAGAUUGAUGAGAACUCUGGCAACAUAACCAUGCUGAAACCAGCAGAUAUAGCAGGCCCAAUAUCACUCUUAGUUUUGGCUUCCCAGGUAACAAACAGAGAUCAGUUUGCCACCACUUCAGUCACCAUUGAUGUCAUGAAAAAGAGCAGAAAUCCUCCAAGGUUUGAGAAGGAACGAUAUGAAGGGUAUGUUUACAGUAAUUCAGGCCCGGAAAACAUGGUGCUAAGGGACAGGAUCUCAAACAGACCCUUUAGAGUGAGAGCAAGGGAUGAAGAUUUCGCAAGUGGAAUCAAUCCUGACAUUCGAUACGAAGUGCAAUAUAGCAGCUAUGUUAAUAUAACAACAGAUGGAUUUAUACUUUUGAAGAAAGCAGUUCGGACGGAUUCCUUUGCUUUACAGCUUCGGGCAGUUGAUGUAUCCACUGGUGAGUCAGGAACAGCCGCGCUCUCUGUGGUUGUAUUACCAUUAGGUGUCCAGUCACCCGAUGAAAGCUACCGCGCAGGAGACAUGGCCUUGCUGGGCUUCGUAAUGGCUGCUUUGCUAGUGCUCUGCCUCAUUGUGAUUGGCUAUCUCAUAUCCCGUGUAAAGAAGGGGAAUCCUGGCACACUCAUGUUGUCUGAGGUCAGCAUCUUCUCAUCCAAGCUCAGGCCAUGCUUGAAGUUUACUCAGCCCCCUAACAGGCCAAGUCCAAGAGAUAGCAUGCAGUUCACCAAUGAUGGUUUCUUGAAUGAAGGGGACCCGGGGAGAUCCAGAUCCAGGCGUGCCGAACUGAGAGAUAGGAGACCGGAUGCAGUUCAAGCAGCAAGGGUGCGAGUGAUACCUCGUGAGAGACAGAGGCACUGCAGCUCCUGUGGUCUUCAGGUACACGCCAACCACGCACACCACAGCAGUCCUGCCAUCCAAAUCAAAGGAAGGGCAAGUAAGGAAAGAGUCAAAUCCAUUCUGGCUAAAGAGAGGAAGAGAGAUGACCGACAGAAGACCGUAUGGUUCAAGGAAAGUGAGGAUUCAUCAGAUAUCGAGGUGGAGAUCAUUCCUGAUAAUAUCGGGCUUAAGCCUGAAGAGGACAUGGAGAAAGUGGAAGGGGAUUUUGCAUCCCCUCCACUGGAAAGCAGUGAAAUGGAAUUGGGGGACUUGACUAUGUUGAAUAUACAGGACUUGAGUAGCAGCAGGGAAACUGCUAUUUCUGAUAGUGGAGACGGACUUAACACGGAUAAAAGAGACCAGUGAGGACCAGAGAGCGUAGCACUCAAGAAAAGCCAUGAACUAGAGCUCUUUGCUCUUUGGAAACUGAAUGUUAUUUUGGCUGAACUAAUACAGUAUAUUGUUGUAAAAAUAAAACACCAUUUUGCCCCUAUUUGGUGCUUUUAAAAGAUAUAUUUGUGGCACAAUUGACAGUUGUGGUAACCAGUAUUUAGGCUAUGAGCUCUGAUUUGUGUUUUCCAUUGUUUUAUAUUAUGUGUGCUAAACUAACAGACAAACAUGUUUUGAGUUAAUACAUCUUAACUGAAUAAUACAACAUUCACAAUAAUUAAAGAAAACAGUACUUAGUAUUUAAUGCUGGUUUUCUGCUCUUAUUUUAUGUCUGUGGUGUUUAUGAAUAAUAAAUUGUGGAAUACAAUAUUUUUUAUGAAAAUGUAAAUGAUUUGAUAUGAAAAAAUCCAGAAUAAAGCAAAUUUGAACAAGUCAAGAAAACAUAUAACUGCAUGUUUAUAUGCCAACCUUGGCUGCCAUAUAUUCGUAACACCCAAGGGCAGUUCAGUCAUACAAUCUUUAUUUAAAUGGGGCAAGACCGAAAAUUCCAGUGUUGGUCCAGGUUCAAAUGUUCAUGACACAUUUCAAAUUAGCAGUACAAUCUGAAAACAACAGUAUAAUUACUUGUGCAUCUUAAGCUCAAAUCAUGCAAAAAUAAAUAAAUAAAUAAUAAAAUAAGAAAUAAAAAUAACAUGCUUUUACAACUCAGACUUUCCGAGUUGGGGGCGGUUUAAGAGUCAUGGCAGAAGCUAAUUGUUAUUGAUAAUAAUUCCGUUUUUCUUGAGGAUUUGACUGUGUAGUUUAGUUUGUAUGCAUUUUUUGUUGUACUGUUAAUGAAGAAUAACGACAAAACUUGCCAGAAAAUAAGACUAAUUUAGCUGGUUAAUGAAACCACAAGCAUUUGCAACAAAACUACAUUUUCCAUCAUUAUAUGUGACCGCACAAGAAUGAUAAAAUAAACUAAAGCAUUAAUUACACACCUUAUGUGUGGCUUUGCUCUUCAUUUUCUUGCAUUGGUCCUAAAAAAGCUUUCUGCCUUCGCUAGUAGGCGAAAAAGAAAGAAAUAUGAAAUUGCAAAACGGGUCUUUUUCUUUCCAACUAAAAUCACUUGAACGUAGUACAUCACUUUGUAUUUGCGAUUUCUGACCUCGUAAAUACGAACUUCACAGGCGGACUUGAACGCACCACAUCCAGGCUAAUCCAGUCAAUGCGCAUGCACUUUUUCGAGUAAACAGACAUGUGAUAUUUGUAUCAAAAAGCUCUUUUAACUGUAAGGAGGGACUUUAGGCUUAGACCAUGAGCCCAAAUUACAAGUUGAGAAACUUUUAUGCUACUGUUUGCUGCUUAGCUUCGUCAGUUAGCCCCUACUGAUCCCGUAGCUACACCAUUAUGCGGUCAAAAUAGCAUGGAUCCAAAUGUUUCUCCACUGAAAAGUACCCGUGUUUCUGACUAAAUACAUUUUCAAUACAUACUUUGCUCAUAAAGUGAUAUGUUUCACCAGUGACUUACUGAUGUUUUCCCUGCUUGCUGCAAGGAGUUCGUCUACUUUAGACAGAGAUUAGUUAGCCUUUAAGCGUUAGGCGUUUAAAAUCAGUUCUCCCAAAGGAAGCAAAGAUGGCAAGAUUUGUAGCUCAGGUAAAAUCCUUGGUAUAUUCAUGCUGUAUAUUUGAAUCAUUAUAUGUUUUAGUUUACAUGUUUCUCCAAUAAGACCACAAACUUUCUGAAUGCAGCUCAAUAGAAGAUUCUGCUUUCUGAGGCAUCAAGUGUUCAACUAUUUUGCCUCCUUUGGAAAUCGUUAUUAUGUUUUUAAUGUAAGCAUUCUGCUGCAUAAGUUAAGUCUGUAAUUGAAUGUACUUGCCA